Haliotis rufescens (red abalone) is the source of this 1035-nucleotide messenger RNA. RefSeq lists its product as uncharacterized. NCBI's taxonomy places the organism in Eukaryota, Metazoa, Mollusca, Gastropoda, Lepetellida, Haliotidae. The record is from RefSeq and is a predicted model, not a curated record. Gene Ontology annotation, biological process: DNA integration; DNA recombination. Bases 7 to 909 code for a protein of 300 amino acids. Gene Ontology annotation, molecular function: DNA binding. The transcript has 3 exons.
GCAAAGAUGAAAUUACUAGCUCGAAAAGGGAUAGGGGUUGAAAAACGACAAGCGGAUGUCAUCACUGAACAGCAGGAAGAUGUACUUUGGGAAACAGGUAUACUCGGAGAAGAUACACCACAGAAGCUCUUGGACACCCUCGUCUAUUUAAUCGGGUUGAACUUUGCUCUUAGGGCAGGAGAUGAACACAGAUACCUACGCAGUGGUUCAAAUUCACAGUUACAGUUGUUGAUGUCAAGCAAUGGCGUCAAACAAUUGAAAUAUACUGAGGACAUUUCCAAAACGAACAGAGGGGGGCUGAAGCACAGGAAGGUUGAAAGGAAACACGUGACCAUCUCUAGUAAUGAGGAAAACCCUGGAAGAUGCCUCGUCAGACUGUACGAAAAGUAUAUGUCAUUAAGACCAGUACAUGGAAAGUGUGACGCCUUCUAUUUGCGCCCGUUACGAUACACUGCAGGCAAGGUUUGGUUUGCUGAUGCGGCCGUUGGGAUUCAUCCACUCCGGUCAACUGUCAGCCGUCUCUGUAAGGCCGCUGGGUUCAGCGGAUUUUACACAAAUCACUCCCUCAGAGCUACAACAGCAACUCGGCUUUACGACAGCGGAGUAGACGAACAGCUAAUUGCCGAGAAGACGGGACAUAAAUCGAUUGCAAUUCGAAGUUACAAGAGGACGUCCAAGGAAAUGGCGGAUACAGUAGACUCAAUCGUGCAGAGAAAAUCAAGACGUCCCAGUGCUUCUGUAACUGGUCUCCCUGUUAUUGACGCCGCAAUCUUUGAUCCGCCAGGCAAUCAACCAUCGACAAGACCGACGCUUGGCCCAUCAAAAGGCGAACAGGCUCCCUACACAAGUGACCGACGCGAUUUCACAAUGAAACUUGGUGACGGCACAACAUUUUCUGUGAAAUUUUGAAUUUAUGUUCAGCAUAAAUAUUUCUGAAAUCAUUUGUUUUGUUGUCUUUGUCUUAUAAUAUAUGUAGACUGUCAGUUUGUCUCUCCCGAAACAAACCUACCACCUGCAUGACUGAAAACGCAGAGC